This is a messenger RNA of Salarias fasciatus (jewelled blenny), 8621 nucleotides long. It is a transcript of the gene ark2cb, whose product is annotated as arkadia (RNF111) C-terminal like ring finger ubiquitin ligase 2Cb. The transcript has 7 exons. Gene Ontology annotation, cellular component: nucleus. Lineage: Eukaryota; Metazoa; Chordata; Actinopteri; Blenniiformes; Blenniidae. Bases 3795 to 4907 code for a protein of 370 amino acids. Gene Ontology annotation, molecular function: zinc ion binding; ubiquitin protein ligase activity. The record is from RefSeq and is a predicted model, not a curated record.
UCUUUUGCUCCGGACAACAAAUGACAUGUCUGCUUUUGUGAACGAUAAGCAGGCGAGGCAGACAGUUGGGUUUGGUGAGCCUGUAGUGUUUGAGCCCAGCCAGCCAGCAACAACCAGCCGCCUGAAUGUAGAUCCGCAUGGGCUGCUACUACUACUCCAUCUCUCCAAAUAACCCGGCGGAAUCAUAACAUACGGAUCCCAGGAUGGUGUUAGUGCAUGUCGGAUAUUUGGUUCUUCCUGUAUUCGGCUCAGUAAGAAACAGAGGUAUGGUAUUAAUAUUCAUAUCGAUCCAAAACAUGUGCCCUGUUUAUCUUAAUAUUCACUGCAGCUGUUGGCUAGCUAGCUCGAGCUUAGCUGUUAGCCGCUUAGCUCCCGUUAGCUACCCUCAAAUUAGCGGUCAAAUUAUUCGCCGAAGUCGCCGCAACAUGCCAGCGCUUUAAUUUCCACUCGUCGCAUACGAACAAAAGAUACCGAGUGAAGUGUUUUGCCGGAUGUGAAUCGGCUUUAUUGAGGCUCUAACAGAUCCGCUGUUGAUAAGCUAACAGGCUCGUUGGCUCGGGCUAUGUCUUGGAUCGGAAACAUCUCGCACAAAGGCUUGCACAUGCGGCUAAAAAAAACAGACACACACGCACAUAUUCCUGCAGAAGGAUUCAUAGUGAAAUUGGUUGAAUACAUUUUUAAUUGCAAUAUUUAUGUUUUAAAUUCGAUAGCUUGUCUAUGCAUUGUUGUUCACCUUCUCGCUUGGAGCAGAUUGCAGUGUAAAAAUACCGCAAACUAGCCGGAGCCCGUCCAGCCAGUCAGCUUAUCUGAGCCUGGAUGAUGUCAUUUGAAGAUCAUCUGCUUCUGCCACCGCUCGUCGUUUCUUCAAUCAUUAUUAUCUGUGAAAAUCGGCCGAUGCACUAAUCGAUUCACUGACUGUCGCCCGUACUGCGCAUAUUUUUUUCCUCAUUUUUUCCCCUCCGUCGUUUUUCCUUUUAUUCUCUCUAUAAUUUGCUCAUUGGCAAUUCAGCAGCUGUUUGUUUGCCGAAUUGAAAAAAAAAAAAGCAGAGAAAGCAACCAUGUAUGCGUCUCAGUUAAUACAAUAAUAAAGCUACAGUGUAACAUUAAUUUCACAACAGUGGCAUCAGUGAUUUCAUUGUGCUUUUAUUUCUGUUCUUAUUUCCCUGUUUCAUAGUAUGGAGGCUGGCUCUACAUUCUGCAUUUAUCAGAUCUUUGUCGUCCCCCCAUUGUGUAGCUAAUGAUCAUCUGCUGCUGUGUGGUGUGGCGUGGCCUCUGCCUGUUCUCUGCAUUUAGCUGUAUUGUGAAUCCCUUCUUCAUUUCCUCUUUCCAUCAGAAGACGACAUUGGUAUUAAAAGCACCCCCUCCCAAGACUGUAUUCAGCAUUAGACUUUUCCAUGUUAAGCAGACUAAAACAGUAGCUAACACCUAGACCAGUGCACCUUUUUUUGUCUUUUUUUUUCUGUCAAAUUGCUGUAGCACUGAGUAAACAUAUUAGCUCCUUUCUAGAUAUCAGUUGAAUGUCAUUGUGUACCUCCCAUCCAGUCUUGAUAGACAACAUGCUGUAAAUUCCUGUAAAGUGGAUACAUUUUGCAUGAUCUCAAAUACUGCACUGCAUUGUUGAACACCAGAAUUUGGCUCAUCUUCCUUCUCUUCACACAAGGUGCAAUGUACAUGACUGAAGUGACCUCUGAUUGAAAACAAAAAGGGCAUGCUUAAUUGGAGCCACGUGCAUGCCGGCUGUAUUGAUAAUGUCAACAUUUGAGCAAACGCUGUCAUGUGAUCACUUGAAAUGGCUCAAAGGUACACUGCACCUGCACACGACAACCUGCCAUAACUGUCUCCAUUUUUGUGUAAUCCUUUUGUUCCCUUUGCAAAUUUCAAGCUUUGAAUCACACUGAAUUGUCGGGGCUGAUUUUUUUUGCCCUUAUUUUCGCGGGCAAAUUAAACUUUUGAAGAAAUUAAGUAGGAAAACAUGCUCACUGGUGGUUCAUCACUUCCCAAUUUACCCCACUAACAUAAGACCAAAAUGCUAUCCAUUUCACAGGGAUGCCUAUUUUCCUGCACUGCUAAAGAGAUCCUCUAUUAGUAAUAACGUCUUUUAUUGUUUGGUUGUGGUCUCUCUUUACCUUUUGUUCUGGUAAUAGUACUUUCAAUGCAUGGUCACAUUUAUGAUUCAUAAUUUUUUGUUUAUGUUUUUUCUACAUUGACUAGUGAAAAUCCAAUGUAAUCUUUCUGUAGUAAAGAUGUACCCUGCUGUACUGAAAUCAUGUGCUGUAGCCAACACGUCUGCUCAUUGGAUGCCGCUUUUGUUCUUUUUAACCCUAUAUGGAGCAUGGUGGGCCUUGCCUUCAGUCUAUGUUGUUUAUUUUUGUUGCAUGGAUUUAUACUAUUAUUACAAACGGAAAAGAAAGAAAACACGAAUUCCACAUAUUACUACUAAUUUUCAAUAAAGAAUAUAGUGUUUUUCCUAACCUUCAGUGUGCUUCUUGCUGAUUUCCAUUUAUUGUCCUACUCCUCCUCCUCCUCCCUUGUCCCUACCUGCCCCCCUCCCCCUUCCUCCUCCUCCUCCUCCUCCUCCACCCCCCCUCCCACCAACCUCCUCUCCCGCUGUGACAAAGAUAGACGAUUUCCACGCUUCCUCCAUCACAGGGCCUGAAUGAGUCUAUCUGCUGUCAUUCAUGGUGAUCGUACUCACUGAGACGCUUGAAAACGCAGUGUGCUACUUACAGUCUAGACUCAAGCUUUUUGACCCACGGCAGCAAGGUCACCUCUUGUCUGCGCGUUCACGCUGACACAACUGUCGAGCAGGAGCCAUAUCUCAAAAGCCAUACAGCUUAGCUUUUUUUUUUUUCUUUUUUUUCUUUUUUUUAAAAUCCUGGCUGUGUUUGAAGACAUUUACUGCGUUUUACAAGCGUGCUCCUAGUAAAUGCAAUGUAGACUUUGCCAAUUUCCUCAUGAUUUGUUAAAUUAGAAUCCACUGUGUACAUCAGAUGUCUUAUUUUAUAUGGUCAGAUUAGAGAUUUUGCAUAUUCUGUCAGAAAUGGAGGGUUUUGAUCUGCCAACGCUGAAAAAUCUUUGUGGAAUUCAGACAUAGCUGGGAAUAAUAUACUCUAAUUUCCUCCAAAGUGUCUCUCCAUUGUAAAACUGCUACAGUCCAGAAGGUCUUUGUGAGCUUAAGCACAGUAUUAAAACCAUAUUGCACCACAGCGCAAGCUAUCCAGUCUUUUCCUCCCUGUUGAGUCUCGACAGCAGUCUGUUCGCAGCGGCUGCCAAAUAGCUGUGGUUGGAGAGAGUUAAAAAAAGCAUUCAAGCUAUUUCCUCCCAACUCCUGACUGUUCAUAUGGGAGAAGAAUAGCAGAGCUACACUGAGUGUUUAAGACAUAAACAGUAGCUUUUAGUGAAGCACAGGCACAUAAUGUGAAUUUACUGUCCUGUUUUAUGUUCCUAAAACAAAGGAGUGGUGAUACAGAUAUAAACCUGCUGUUAUAAACAGUUUGUCUUUACAGAGAGCAAGGUAAUUAUGGUUUUCACUGACCUUUCACAACUGGGCUGCUCUGAGGACCAAACCUGUACACAGGUAGACUUCAUCUGUUCUGAUCCAGUGCCUUUUGUCUGAGAAUCAGAAGACCAGGAGUCCAGAGGUCGGACAUACAGUUAAAGAAACGAGCACUCGCGAUUCGUGUGCAAGCAGCGCCUAAAACGGUUUUCAUUUUCAUGGUACUUGUGGUAACCAUCAUUUUCCCACCCCUACAGAAGUAUUUGUCACCCUAGGUAAGAGGUAGGGCUUCAUUAACAUGCUAUAUCACACACACAGUGACACCACAUUUCACCCACAAUUAAUUCCAGCUAAUCUCUCCCUCCAGGUGCCUGACAUCUUCUCCUUAUCCUCCACAGGAUCCCAUUUCAACCGGCAACAGCAACAGCAGCAGCAGCAGCACAGCCAUGCUACCUCUUGCCGGCACUUCCAGUUAGGUCCUCAGGCCCCGCUGCCCAUGGACUUCCCCAUGCCCCACCCAGGGCAGCCCCAGUCAGGCAUUAACCCCCACCUGGCCCCUCCCGGCCAUCAGCAUGGCCCCCCGCUCCACCCGCCCCUCAAUCCCCUGCCCGCCCCUCAGUUCCAGGACAUCCCUGCCCCUCCCUUCCUACCUCAGGCAUUACACCAGCAAUACCUCCUCCAGCAGCAGAUUCUCGAGGCCCAGCAUCGACACAUCCUGCCACCCUCCAGACGCACCCCAGAGAGAGUUCCUCAUCAGCCCCACAGGCUGCGGCCCGGCUACGAGUUUGCUCCCCCUCUUCAUGUUCCUCCUCAGCCUGUGGUACAGCAGCCCCGCUACCUGGCUGAGGGCACAGACUGGGAUCUAAGUGUAGAUGCUGGGCUGCCCCCCCACCAGUAUCACAUCCACCCCCUGCCACAGCACUAUCAGCACUACUUGACCUCUCCAAGGAUGCACCACUUCCCUCGAAACAAUGCCUCAACACAAGUGGUUGUCCACGAGAUCAGAAACUACCCUUAUCCCCAGUUGCACUUGCUGGCUCUGCAGAGUCUCAACCCCUCCCGCCACGCAUCUGCAGUCAGAGAGAGCUAUGAGGAGCUCCUGCAGCUGGAGGACAGGCUGGGCAGUGUGAAUCGGGGAGCGGUCCAGACCACCAUCGAGAGAUUCACCUUCCCCCAUAAGUACAAAAAGAGAAUACCCCAGGACCUGAAGAUGUGUCUGGAUGACGAGGAGCUGGACACGGACGAAAAGUGCACCAUCUGUCUCUCGAUGCUGGAGGAUGGCGAGGACGUCAGGAGAUUACCCUGCAUGCACCUCUUCCACCAGGCGUGUGUGGACCAGUGGCUGGCCACCAGCAGGAAAUGCCCCAUCUGCAGAGUGGACAUUGAGACCCAGCUGACGCCGGACAGUUGAUAGUUCCUGUCUCACUCCUGCAGCUUUGGAUCUGGUCUUGUUAAUUCUCCAUCGCCUCCCUUCGCCGAAGGGGAGGAAGCUCUGCCAAACACCCCCUCUUCCCCUCUGCAUCACUCAACGAGCCUGCCUUCUGAGACAGCUGUGACGGAGGGAUCUAACAAAGCACACUCACCCACAACACAACGAGGGACGGGGGGUCGAUGCACAGACAGCUGGCUGGACUGAAGGCCGCUCGAACGGAGUUAGCCGGACGUGAAAAAAAAGGUAGGAGGGGGGGAAAACAAGGUAUGGACAGAUGUGCUGAGGCUUCACACGACUCUGUCCGAUUGUGUACCUCGUGUGCAUUUCUCCAUACGGCCGCCGAGCGACAGAGAGGACACUCUGACUACCAACCUCCCCAGCUCAGUGCGGUGUAUUAAGGCCAUUUCUCUGCCACUGUAUCCAAACCCUCCCCCCCGCCCCCUUCCCCCCGCCCCCUCCGCCCCGAGGCCUGUGAAAAAUCCUUUAAGCUGCACUCUGCCCAAGCCCUCAGCACAUCUGUACAGAACAUUAUCAAAUGAUUAGCAUGAGGUUGUUUGGUGUGAACUCUUGUAGCUGAACGCUUGUGGUGUAAUGGAGUAUAGUACUGAAUAAGUAUUUACAGAGUAACAGUGUUGUGUAGCAAGCAGAAGCCUUUUGAGAAAUAUGUUUGUGAAAAAUAAUCCUAACAGAGAAGGGGGAACGCAGCUGUGCCCGUGCGAAUAUUCAGUGUGUUUAAUCAUAGGCAACCAGAGAAAGAGAUAGUUGUGUUAAAAAAAGGCCAAAAAUCCCUCUUUCUUGUCUAACAUGGUUUUGGAUUUCCGGUUAGUAGACGCCAUCAGAGUUGAUGCUCAAACCCGCUAACUGCAGGCAUGGCUUCCAGUGACGUGUGUAGUGUCGUAGUGGGGCCUCUAUAACCUAGAGCGGGGGCCCCAGAUGUGCAUGCUGUAUGGCAGGCUUGGGCUGUGUCGUUGAUAUUGUGGAGCAGUAGAACCAGGGAAACUGUGUCUGUGCAUGUGAAACCGUAUAUUAUGACUCUGAUGAUCCCACUCAUCCACAGGGGAGGUAGAGAAUGCACCUGAACACCCGCCCCCGCGCCCCCUCCCCCCCUCCCCUCCCCUCCCCUCCCCGCCCCGCCCUGACCCAUCCCGGGUAGACCACGAGUUGCUCUUAGACGCCGAUCUCAGACCCGUGUAGCAUUUCUCUCCCCGAGAGUCGAGCGAUUGGGACUCAAAGAGCUGCUAGCGGGGUCGGCGUCUAACAGCAACUCCCCUCCGCGGCCUCGCUCCUGGCAUGACGGCGACGGCGUGAGGCUGGCAUGGGCUUUGAGGAUGCAGUGCCUGAGUUUUGCCAUCAGAGUGAAUAAAAAAAAAAACAUUUGUAUUACCUAUUACCAGAACCUUAUUGCCUAUCGAACAAGCACAUGUGAUUUCUAUAUACAGUGAAUCGCCUCUGUUGUGUUUCAGCUCCUUUCAUUUCAGUCUGAGUUGCUCCCACUGUUUGAUUUAUAGAAAAAAAACGAAAAAAACAAAGCAAAACAAAAUGACUGUGUCUGGUGUUACAGGGAAAAUACAAAACUAGUUUGCCUGUGAUAUGUGCUAGAAUGUGUAUGAUUGUCCCCACUGCCCUCUUCCCCCAUGGUAGUAGUGUAUGGUAUUGCUAGAACAACUGUGACAUGUUCGGUGAUAGACGCUGUUUUCUCUAUAUCAUGCAUGAACCAUGUUGGCGUAGUUCACUUGAAGGAGGGUGAAAGGGAGAAAAAGCCAUCCAUUUGAAAAAUACCAAACAAUUGUUCUUAACAUUAGUUUAUUUCAAUUGUCUUUUUUCUGCCAUUUGUUUUUUUUUUUUUUUCUUCUUCUUCUUUGUUUCGGUUAAUUUUUUUUUCUUCUUUUUUUUGCUCACAUGCCAAUUUGGACAUGGUACUAAUAUGCCGAGUCCCUGUCCAUUUUAACCAUAGUGAAGAAAAGCUGCAAUGCUGCAAAAACAUAUUUAUUGUUGUUAUAAUGUAGCUUGUGUUUUGUAAAUGCACUAUAAUAUGGAGUUGCCUGAUUUUUUUGGUUUGGUGGCGUGGGUUCUUCUUGUCCUAGUUUUUUGUGUUUCUUUUCAUUUACGAGUAUUUUCAUGCUUCCUUGUGUACUAUUGGAGGGUAACUUGACUGUUUGUGUUGCGUUUUUAUUUUUCCUUUUUUGUAUGAAGCCUCCAUCCAAAAAACUACAGAUGGAUGAAAAUGGAGGUUUGCUAGUUCACAUAGAAUGCUGUGAUUAAAGAUGCCUUAAGUAUUUAACAAUCAUUAUUUAUUACUAACUGUAGCUAGCUAGCUAUUGUGGUGGAAUAUUUAAUGUCUCUAUCUCAUAACUUUGCAAUUUAAUCAAUAUAUUUAUUUAAAAUAACACAAAAUAUUAAAAAAAGAAUACCUCAUUAUGCAUUGGUCGGUGGGGAUGCUUCUGCAUGCCGUCUGUGUUUUCUUUUUCAGAGGAGAAUAAAAAAGAAACUAGUUGAAAAAUUGACUGGGGAGAGGAGGGGGCGUUUCCCAACACAUUUUACUAGCCAGCAUGGUGCUGUUAAUCUGGAUUACAUUCCAUUCAUGUCAUCUCUUGAUUUGUUCUUAGUACCGUUUUAAAAUAUCCGUCAGGGCGCAGCCCUGUUUGUCUUAGCUUGCUUUUCUCACAUGAUACCGCUUUGCUCGUCAUAAUCAGUCAUGUUUGAGUCCGUUUUAGACUUUUCCUUUUUUGUUUUUUAACUCAUGUUCAUGAUAUCCGUCGUAUCCGGAUCAGAAUUUAGUGCUUCUUACUUUAGGGCCCACAUUAACCAGCUGUAAUAUUUGUUCUUAACGUAUUGCUGGCAGUUGCUUUGUGUGGGACUUUGGGGCGUAUCUAACAUGCUAACUUGAGCCAUUGAUCUUCUUGAGCAAACUUCUGGUGUACUGUGGUUAUACAAUAUAGAUGUUUUACACCUGGGUAUAAUAAGCUAACUCUGUUUUCGGUGUGCAUUUCUUCUUAAUACUCUACUAAUCCCGCAAAUUAUUAUAAAAAACGUAUUGGAUUGGAAUGAAGCUGGCUGGUCUUACUCUUAUUAUUCUUUCAUUUUGUGCUCUCACUGGCCUUACCCCGUGCCCUCCACAGUGUACCCCAUAACUCCAGAGCGAACUGGACAGUAGCCAUAGUAUUAACUCAAGCUGAUGAACCGGAAUGAACAGUAGAACUUAAAGCACAAGCUUUUUAAUGCAUGUCCUUCUCAGGUUUUCCUAUGUGUAUGUGGGAGUAGCUCUGUAGAUGUGUUUAAUAUGAUGCUGUACCUUCUUGAAUAUUUCAGAUGUUUCUUUGCUGCUGAAAAAAAAAAAAAGUUGAUUAUUAACCUGCCAGUGAAAAAGGGAAGUGGCCAUCUUUGUACAACACACUGCUGUUUUGCUGUAACCGCGCAAUGUUUUAUGAUCUUGAGUAUUUUAUAGAAAAGUAGAAGUAUGUAUCAAUAAUAUGAAAGCAAUAGCUAAAUCAUAAUGAAGAAUAACAUGAUCAGUGAAUAUUGUGGAAAAUCUUUAGAUUCACUCUGGGUGGAUUUUGUACUGUAUUUAUUACUAAUGAUGAUGCAAAAAGUUGCAUAGCUUAACCCAAACUGUUCUGUCUCUUUUUUAUUUAUUGUCUUGUACAUGAUCUUUUUGUAUGUGUUUUUCAAAUAAACUGCCUAAAAUGCUGAGAA